This is a messenger RNA of Lingula anatina, 473 nucleotides long. RefSeq lists its product as uncharacterized. NCBI's taxonomy places the organism in Eukaryota, Metazoa, Brachiopoda, Lingulata, Lingulida, Lingulidae. The record is from RefSeq and is a predicted model, not a curated record.
UCGUAGCGUGUGAUUAUGUCGUACAUGUUUCCAUCGCAACAAUUACUCCGAGAAUAAGUGAUGCGAUGACUUCAGUUUCUGACAGACUGAGGGAAAUUGACAAUUUUCUUGCUCAAGCUAAGAAAGAUGAGGAAUUUGCAAAACUCAGUAGGAAACUAGUCAACCUUGAAUGUCAAUGCCGGGAACUAAAUAGCAAAUUGAAGGAGCUCAUCAAAGAACAACAGGCGAAGGGCGACACCAUACGGCGCCUGCAAAGACAUAAUCGAGAACAAGUUGAUAAAAUUGAUGACUUGAAACAGGCUAAUAGAGACCUCAGGUGGCGAAUACAGGAGCACCAAAGAGAAAAUCAUGUAUUAAAAACUGUUCUAUACGGAAACUUGUGGAACAAGUGUAAACCCGGAGAACCUUUGCCUUAUAUGUUUGAAUACAGCAAAAUAUCUUCAGAAGAAAAACUUUCUUCAGAUGAAAGCUAA